Corvus hawaiiensis (hawaiian crow) is the source of this 2491-nucleotide messenger RNA. RefSeq lists its product as uncharacterized. The record is from RefSeq and is a predicted model, not a curated record. Bases 520 to 1347 code for a protein of 275 amino acids. The transcript is spliced from 2 exons. Gene Ontology annotation, biological process: viral process. Lineage: Eukaryota; Metazoa; Chordata; Aves; Passeriformes; Corvidae.
UUAAGAAGAGGGGAGAUGGGAGCUAAACUGACCCACUCCCAGCAGGACGUUUAUAUUUAAAUCAAAUCAGCUCUUGUUCGGGGAAAUUGCUGUUUUUCAAGGGGGGAGCUGAAGCAUUUAUUUCACUGGCUGUUUAAACACUUUCCUUACAUUUCGCGGGAUUCACUCCUUUCUAAAGACUUUUGGGAUCAAGUUAAGACAAAGUUGGGUGUUCUACAAUCGAGAGGGGACUUACCAGUGGGAAAGUUUUAUCCUUUAUUUGCAACGAUUGUUAAAUGCGUUAAAGACAUUGAGGAGUGUUCGGGAAAUGGUAUCCCCAGUUUAAGAACCCCCUCGCCGUGUUUCUCUCCCUGUAUUCCUGACUCCCUUUCCCUGCCUUGGAGGGAAUCGAGGGACGGAUCUCGCCCAGGGGCGUGAGGCUGCUGCCGUCUUCCUGGCGCUUCCCCUUCCCAGGGUGGCACCAGUCACGCUGUCCCCAGCUCUUCCCCAAAUCUCCCGCCUGUGCCCACUUUCCAAGCUAUGUCCGAACCUGGCGUCAGCCAUGAGGUGCCGGAUAUUUCACAAUCUCGCGCCCCCCCUCCGCCCUCUCCUGUACACGUCAUCACGCACGACGCGUCCCCCAUCCCCGCUGCCGCCCCUGGCCAGCCCCUCCCCCCCAGCUCCCUCACCCCAAAGUGGGAGCGGCCCCGGCUCGGUGGGAGAGGCCCUGGCUCCCGCCGGGCCGCAGCGGCAGAGCGGGGCAGCCUGCUGCAUUCUGCAUCGGGAUGUGCCCCCCGCUCCAGCACAGCACUCCUGGUCCUCCGCGACUCCCGCCCCCAGCCUGGUUUGGGCAGUGACGGUAUCCAAAAGCUGUCACGCUUUCCCCCCGCUGCUCAGCUCCAGGCUGCCACGACUUGCCCGAGGGAAAACUGGUCCUCCUUUCCAGAAGAUGACAGCAGCAUCACAGACUCUGAAUCAGAGCCUGACUAUCGCUGGACACAAACACAGAGAGAAGCCACCCGGGAGGGAGACUGGGAAUUGGCCCAAAAGAUUUCAACCUUCCCAGUCGUUUUAACAAAAGGGAGGCGGGGGGCACCCACAAUUAAAAGAAUACGGGAGCCAAUUCCCUACAGAGAAAUCAAAGAGCUUUGCAAGGUUGCUAAGGAAUAUGGGCAGGAGUCGCCCUACUUUAAAAACUUGCUCCAGGUCACUCUCUCCACUUUCACCCUAGUGCCCCGUGACAUUAAAAACAUUAUGUCAUGUCUCCUCUCCCCCAUGGAACAUAUGCUGUGGGAAUGGAUAUGGAUAUGGAAAAGACAAGACAGCUUCUACAAACAUAUCAAAGAGACCGUACUAGAGCUCAUUUGACAGCCGAGCAUCUGAGCGGAGAACGUGACUUUGAGCGCCCCCAGGACCAGGCUCAAAUCAGCCCCGAGGCUGUCCUAGGAGACAUUAAAAGAGCAGCAGAGGCAGCACUGCUCCAGGUCGCAGAUGAUACCACUCCCACCCUGAACUUUUCAGAUAUUAGACAAGGCACAGAAGAGUCUUAUUAAAUUCAUUGAUUGUCCAAAGAGCUCUACUGAGACGCAGUCGAGAAUGCAGAAGCCCACAAAGAGAUUUUAUGUAGUCUGGUAAUGACCAACUCAAAUUUAGAGUGUAAGAAAAUUUUAAGGGCCCUCCCUUUUUACCCUAAGCCUACAAUAGACCAAAUGAUUGAAGUCUGUGCCAAACUGGCAUCACUGAACACAUAAUAGCAACAGUGGUCUCAAGAGGGGUGGCUGAAGCCCUAGUGGCAUCAUCAAGAGAUAAGCAGAGAUGUUUUAACUGUAGAAAGCCUGGACAUUUUAUAAAAGACUGCCUAAAACACCGUGUAGCCAAAGACUCCCAUUGAUCUGUAGGGUGCCCACACCACCACCAGCAGCAUUCAAGAAAUGCCCAGCAGAGCUCGGGACAGCCUUGCGUUACACCUUUUCUGGAGCAGUGUUUGCCUCAGCCCACGCAAGAGAGAAGGCCAAAGAUACCAUCUGACACUUCCUCCUGGCAUUUUCCACCCUGGGCAUCCCUGCAAGCCCAAAGCAGCUUCCAAGAAAGAACAUCAAGCCUUACACCAGCCCAGCAAACACUGCCCCCAUGGACACAACCACACCUGAAACCGACAGAGAACAAUCUAAACACCAAAGAAAUGCAGCGCAGAGACAGUGCAGAUCUCCAUUAUAUACAUCGACCUACCAUCCUGUCACCAGAACUUCAACCAGGACAUCGACCAGAAGCAGCUACCUGGGCCUGUACCAACACUUAACACUAUGAUGCCCAGCACCUGCCUCGCCACCUUUCUGGAUGCUCCUGACAGUAUUGGCCGUGAAUGGUUGGUAGUGCAGCCCAAAGAGAACAUAUAGUGGAAGCAUCCAUACCAGCAUCCAAAAGAUGAAAGACUUAGAAAGAAAAACCACCUGUGUGGUUUGAAGACUUGCUGAGACACUGGGGACUCGCUAAGUGCUUAGCUUCCCUGUUC